This is a messenger RNA of Solanum pennellii, 1371 nucleotides long. Its product is annotated as mannose-1-phosphate guanylyltransferase 1-like. The transcript is spliced from 5 exons. Gene Ontology annotation, biological process: GDP-mannose biosynthetic process; cell wall mannoprotein biosynthetic process. Gene Ontology annotation, cellular component: cytoplasm. Gene Ontology annotation, molecular function: GTP binding; mannose-1-phosphate guanylyltransferase (GTP) activity. The coding region runs from base 137 to 1222 and encodes 361 amino acids. NCBI's taxonomy places the organism in Eukaryota, Viridiplantae, Streptophyta, Magnoliopsida, Solanales, Solanaceae. The record is from RefSeq and is a predicted model, not a curated record.
AAAGAUGCCGUGAUUCCGCUAUAAAAAGCACAUAAAAUAUAGUGAAGGAAAAGGUCAUCUCUGUCACCUUUUCAGUCUCCGAUCAGCCCAUUGUCUUCUCCGUCGCCAUUUUUACGGCAGCCUAUUGGUUUUCAUCAUGAAGGCACUCAUCCUUGUAGGAGGUUUUGGAACAAGGCUGAGGCCACUGACCCUCAGCGUGCCAAAGCCGCUAGUUGACUUUGCUAACAAGCCCAUGAUACUUCAUCAGAUUGAAGCACUAAAAGCUAUUGGAGUGACCGAAGUAGUUUUGGCAAUUAACUAUCAGCCAAAGAUAAUGCAAAACUUCCUGAAAGAGUUCGAAAAAAAGUUAGAUAUCAAGAUCACUUGCUCACAAGAGACGGAGCCUUUAGGCACAGCAGGGCCACUGGCUUUAGCUCGUGAUAUAUUGAGAGAUGACUCUGGUGAACCCUUUUUCGUCCUCAAUAGUGAUGUUAUAUGUGACUAUCCAUUGAAAGAAAUGAUUUUGUUUCAUAAGUCCCACGGCGGAGAAGCUUCCAUUAUGGUGACGAAGGUUGAUGAACCAUCAAAAUAUGGUGUAGUGGUCAUGGAAGAAGCGACUGGGAGAGUUGAAAAGUUUGUAGAAAAACCAAAGGUGUUCGUGGGUAACAAGAUCAAUGCUGGAAUCUACUUGUUGAACCCUUCUGUUUUGGACCGGAUUCAGUUGAGACCCACCUCAAUCGAGAAGGAAGUCUUUCCCAGCAUUGCAGCAGAGAAGCAGCUCCAUGCCAUGGUCCUCCCUGGCUUUUGGAUGGACAUUGGUCAGCCAAGGGAUUACAUAACAGGCUUGAGAUUAUACCUAGAUUCCUUGCGGAAAAUUUCCUCUCCUGAUCUGGCUGUUGGACACCAUAUUCUUGGAAAUGUUUUAAUAGACGAGAGUGCUGUAAUAGGAGAUGGAUGUCUUAUCGGUCCAGAUGUGGCUAUUGGCCCUGGAUGUGUUAUUGAAUCAGGAGUUAGACUUUCACGUUGUAGUAUAAUGCGUGGUGUACGAGUUAAGAACCAUGCUUGUAUCUCAAGUAGCAUUGUUGGAUGGCACUCAACUGUUGGGAGGUGGGCUCGGGUAGAGAACAUGUCAAUCUUGGGAGAAGAUGUUCAUGUUGGCGACGAAGUUUAUAGCAACGGUGGUGUUGUUCUACCCCAUAAAGAGAUAAAAUCCAGCAUUCUGGAGCCAGAGAUUGUCAUGUGAGUAUAAAUGUGGUACUUUUUGGAAAUUAAAGAUCUGUUCCAGAGAAUGUUCUUUUGUUAUGUGUCAUUUCAGUCCAUCAAGGAUUGCACUGUUUCCUAUGAUCACAUUGAUGAGUUUUCUUAGUUAAUGAAAAGCUACCCUUAAUGUAA